AUGAGCUCUUUGUCCGGCCGAGCGAAUUUUACUCUUCGCGUCGACACCAGUGCAGUUCACGAUGGCAGUCCUACUGAGAUUCCUAGGUCACCACUAGGUCAACUCACUGGGCGACCCAGGGCCUCGUCAAAAGUCUCUUCACCAUCUCUUCGAUUACCGCCGUCCCCAAUCAAAGAGAAAUCACCUACAUCUCCGUCUCACCUAGCAGCCGUCUUUGCAUCCCAGCCCGCAAACAGGGCUCGAGACGAAUCCCAAAAGCUGCUUGCGCACCUUCUAGGACAACUCCGUAAUCGGCCGAGGCCGCCUUCGAUCUUUGAAGUUGCCUCUCAUCUUGAUUUUAGGAGGCACGUCAGAGGCAUUGCGAUCAUGAGAGGCGUGGCUGUGCUCACCGGCACUAAACGCUCGCAGUCCAUCUCGAUAUCCUCUCCGACUCGCCCUGAGAGUGACAGUGAGGACGAAUUAGAAGCUGAAUUUACAACGGACGUUACCUAUGAUCUCAUGAACCAGCUGAAGGAAAUUCUUUCGAUAUCACUCGCGCAACAAUGGCAGAUAUUCUACGAGAGUCCGUCGAUGCGCCGACCAUCCGGUCGACAAAACUCGAACUCAAAGUCUUCAAGCUCCCCGUUCCGUAGACGUCGACGAAGCCUCCAGUCUCCCGGCCGAAAUUCGAGAUCACUAUCACCUGAAGACGAGCAUCAGGCUCCUGAACUGCUUUCUCAAUGUAUAUCCAUUCUUAACUCUGUCAUUUCGGAAGACUGCAGAUACCAGAUUUCAUCGCCCCGACUUCUACGUCCUCCAAAUGCUCUGCAAGCUGUGUCUCUGGACGUCACUCAGUUACUUAUACAUAUGCAUACUGACUCUCCAAAGGUGUUGAGCCAAAUUGGAUUUGCAAUCCUUCCUGCUUUUUCCACCUACAGAAACGAAAUGCAUGGACGGCUUCUGAGAUUUUUCGAGGAAGGUGUAUUACGAGGUAUGCUCGCUCAAGCAAGGCAAUUGCAAGGUUUUGGGGAUAUGUCGUCGGCUGAGAAAAAAGGAGAAUACCCUGACGUUAGCGUCGAGCCCACCACGCCUCCAAUAGUGUCCAUUCAAGUUGAAGAAGCUCACGACGAUAGCUUUUCUGUAACGCACCUGCCUGCUGGUUGGCGACCCUGGUUGUCGUCAAUUCCUACUGCUGACUAUCGCAUAUCAUCGAGCAACGCCCCAGGACAAGCCAUAUCUCUCUAUCAUCUGAAAUCGAUCACGCCUCCAUUAUUGGCUGCGAUCACGGAAGGAAUUGACCUUGCCUCUGCAUCGCUGUCAACGCUACAUCGCUUCUACCGGCUCUUCCAGAUGAUAAUUGAUCAAAAGCCGGACGCAUAUCUAGACAUCCUUGACAUUGUAGCCUACCACACCCCAAGAGCAAGGCGGGCUGCUCUCAGCCUUCUGAUCUCUUUUUGGCCGAAAGCUCUAGGUCACUACACCGUUAGCAAGCCCCUCUCUUUACUCUCGUACAACGAAGUCACUCUAGAAGUGGAUGGCACGACACACCAUAUAUGGGAUCAUCCGUACGCCCAUCAAUUCGUACCGUGGAGAUUCAUAGAACCAUCUAUUCCUGCUAUCUUCAAUGGCUUUUCUUACGGCGAUUGUCGGUCUUGCAUGAAGCCUAUCACGGGUUUUGGGCUCUUGUGUCCAUAUUGCACAUGUUCUGUGCACUUCGACUGCUAUGACUACCCCGCUGGAAAUUUGGCCUCUGAAUAUGCGAUGGAAUCCGAUCCAAACACCCAGAAAAUCAUGAUGCAUCGAUUCUGCCAUGUCUUUCCGACAAAGAGAGCCUCUGAACUCGAGGUUGUCAGAAUCAAAUCUCAUACUUUUCGACAAGUGAACCUCUUCACGCUCUCGCUAUGCUGUAUCUGUUGCCAACCUCUUUGGGGUAUCAUCAUGCAAGCGUUGAUGUGCGACACUUGCGACCACUUUGUGCAUGCAGCUUGUAUCCGUACCAUCACAGAUGCCGAUCUCUCUUUUUGUGGUUCGUCAUCGCUUAAUUCCACACAUAUGACCAUUUCGUGGUCAACCUUGAAGCAGUCAUUUGCUGCUUACUAUCAUGACUUUAUUGUCCCCGCCGGCGAACUUAGGAAGCAUGGUUUCGAGGACUUAUCGAUUUGUCUAGAUACAUUAUGGGUCCAAUCGCAAAUCUUAGACAACGGGGUGGCUCUAGGUUCUAUUGUGAUUGACGAUGAUUCGAAGGAAUCUUCUGCACAGGGCAUCGACCCGAAGUCACUCCUGGGCACUUACGAGGAUGCCUUAUCAUCUGCUCAAAGUUCGAUUUCGGACAUAUUGGAUGAGUACCGUCGGGGGAAUCGUUUACAACCAUCCCAACACACUCUCUUGUACGACUGGCCGACACUUGUUUUCAUAGCUUCUACAAUCAAGACUCCUCAUGAAAAUCUCAGGCCCUCCCCAAGUAACUCAUUUGACCUCCUGGCCGCGCAACCUCUUCUAGUCACUACACAUGAUGGCCCAACCCACCCACACGAAGUCCUGUCGCUGGCGCACCUACGCGACGCUUUAGGUAUCGCAUUCCAGUUGCAUUCGGAUGUAGCUGCACGGAUUAUUCUUUGUCACCUGCAUCACCUUGGGUUUUAUCAGCGGUUGGACAUGCGAUCAGAGUUGUUUGGUGAGAGACCUGAUGAAGGCACAGCACUAUGCAGUUUUCCGUUGCCAUUAGGUCUUGAUCUCUCGGCGGAUGUUGAAACCCUUAUGGCCGCCAUUGAAGCGUGUCUAUCUGACGCCGAUCUGUCUAUCAACGAAGCUGGCCUCUUGUUACUUGUAAGGAGAUUUUGGCCGAGUGAAAUGGCUACAGAGUACGCUUUACGGAGGCUCACCAGAGGAUUACUUUCAUGGAUUUUUGCGGAGGGUGAAACGAUUGAGACUGUUCUUCGAGAUUACGCUAGUAAUCGAAGUGACCCUCCUGGCGUGCGUUCGGUAGCUGGGGUUCAACCUUGGCCUAGUUCGCAUUCACGAUCAGCGCACAGCAAUUCUACUGGAAACGGUGGCGAAUACGUGGAUCAUAGACGGACGCUCCUUAGCAAGUAUGUCGCGAGGUGGAUGCUUGCCCUUCAUGACCAAGACCCUAUCUUCUAUUCAGAAGUGCUUCAUGAGACUGUACUGGAACUUACGGAAGGGGUCGAUGUUACGAACAGCGAUGGUCACAACGCUACGGCAGACCUGGAACAACAGGGACAAGUAGACGUUGCCGAUAAGUGCUUGCAACGUAUCAUUCGCCUCUGUCAAGCCGCUAUCGUUUUCACUGCAUUCGACGACCUGUUCAUGAAAUGGCUCGAAUUCACGUGUACGAUAUGGCAUUUGCAUAAACCUGUUCCUGCCUUGCAGCGCCUCUUCUCUCGCGAAGGAGAUAUCAGCGCAAGGUUCAGUGUGGUGGCUGAGCCUACUACAACCAUCACAGAUCCCAGCGCUCUCAUCGGCAUCGAUCCGUGGAACACAUUUACGAGGCUAACAACCAACGAAGAGAACCUACUACGUGGACUACAGUGGUUGUGCAUGUUUGCACGAUCCGGCGUUGAUAUUCCCGUGACAGUUUUCCGACGCUUUACCUCCUUCGCAAAUCGCUUCAAACUAUCGGUUGCAGAUUCUACACAUCUCGCAAGAGCAGUGUUGUACUCUGUUUGGCUGAAAUCGCGAGGACGCCAAGACCUGCUGAGCAUCAUCGUGACUCUUCACCAGCGUUCAUCAUCAGAAAUACUUACCGCACUUACAAACAAGACUACGGUCCACGAUGUCAAUAUCUUUAUUCGACAAUCCUUGGCCGCUUUUCUCCUGCUGGCAGGAUGCGAUAGAAAGAAGUUAACAGACGCUGGUCUCAUUACUAAUGAUGAGAAUAACGAGCUGCCAUCAAGGAGAAAGUUAUCCACCCGAGCCUCGCUAGUUUCAGACCCCAUUCACAUCGAUGUAGAGUUCAUUACUGUUCUAGGAAGCUACGUGGACGAGGAUAAUGAGGAUACUAGUCGUCUUCUCGCCAAGUUCUUCAGUUUGUUCGUCAACGAUUGCUCGCUCUUAGAAUCUCACGAAGUGGACAAUUUUAUCCUACGCAACUCCGCUGUGUUAUCUUCAUGUGUCUGGAAAUUUUACGAGAUUCAGCACCAUGAGUUGGCAGUCGUACGUCCAAAUCUUAUGUUACGCGUGUUAGUUGUCUAUACGCAACCAUUCGAAAUCAUACUGGUGAAUUCGCUCCAGUUCAGCGUACCUUGGGAGUUACGUCUCCAGGCCCUCAAGCGCUUGUUUCGGAUUAUCCUAGAUAUCGCAAACCCUGCUUUCAACCUUGAAGAUAGGCAAUGGCGUUCUAGCGCUGUCUGCAUAUUCUAUCACUACUUCACUUCGAUGUGGCAAGAUCCGCAGGAGGAAGUCAGAGUCGCAAUUGACACGUGGUCCCAUACUUUACUCCCGGUUCACUUUGAGGCUAUGUCCCGCUGCUGGAAUGAGUCGAUUGCGAAGGCACCCAUCUCAGAACGUGUGAAGCUUGUGGCCUUCUUGAUUCAACUUCACCCCCAUUUUCCUUGGUGGCCAGUUUUAACAUGGGAGACAAUCCUUGAGACCCUCCUUGAAGAUGACUACAUGCAGAAAAACGGCGAAGACGAAGACGGGCCUGCUUCCGCUCAUCUGUCGAUGUAUGGGGUAUCUCACAGGGAAUCUGAUGAUACAACGAUGACCGAUGAUUCUGACAUGGCUCUUCUGCGCGUUUCCAUCACGUUGCUCAGUUUAAAAAUGAUUGCGGCUGGUGUCCCCAUCGACAUAUUCUCUUUGCUCAAGUUAAAACUGCAAAUCCUACGCAUUGUGGGGUUCACUGAUGUUGCAACAGUGCCUUCUGCCAGUGGCCACAUGUUCAAUGUGUCUUUCAGAGACCUGGCGGCUGUACCUGCUGAUGCGUGGCCAUGUCUGGAGGAAAUGCGCCUUGUUCUGGAUGCGCCUCAUUCAUUCUCUCUGCCUCCUGCAGCAAUGGCGGGUGCUCGACCGACUGAUGAGGCUCAAUCAGCGCUGCUAAUCGGAUCCAUCUUUGUCGAUCUAUUGCUGGCCUUGCUUCUCGACAUCAAGGAUCUGUUUUCUUUGCCUUUCCUUACCAUCAAGAGCUUGUUCGAAUCUGUACUGAUCAUCAUAUAUAAACAUGAUAUGGAGAACGCCACUCUGAAGCAUCUGCAAGGUAGCCUUCGCAUGGUGAUUCGCCGCAUCAUCAACAUAUCGCUACAAAACGUCAGCUUUGAGCUUAGACAGCUUGGCCUCACAAUAUCUCAAGCAUAUAUCAAACGAUGGCCAACGUUUACGGGAAGCUAUGUGCUGGAAGCUACUGAGGUUGCUGCAGGGCUUAUCAUAGACCUGAGGUUCAACAAGGAAGAUGUUCUCGUGUCGCAAGCGUUAUCCUUCUUGGACACUUGUAUUUCAAUAUUCGGAGAAAGUGGACUCUUGAUCGCCUUAUGCAAGAGGGGUCAAUCAGACGCCUUCUUCGCGGUGCUACGUCUAGUCACUGGAAGCGAUAGGCGUGCUUCAUCAUCACACAGUACGAGAGAGAUUCUACUUCGCGAUGCAUUUUCUAGGGCCUUAGAGACAGAGGUCGAUGCAAUCAAGAUUGCGAUGCAAAAUCUCCAGAAGUAUGUUGACCUGGUGUUCAGUCAGGUCUACAGCGCGGAACUUAUGCAAUUCAUCGGAACCUCUCUUACAACGAUAAUCCGACGCGCAGCAGAGUGGUCACCUGAGAAAUUUGACCCUAGCCCUCUAAUCAGUAUCGCCGCUAUUCUUCUACAAAAGAACAAGGGGCAGAGCGGUGAAUUGCUCGUAUAUCUAGACAAUUUUUUGAGAGCGGCUUUGAUCAGAUUCAACGUAUCACAACAGAGUCUCGCUCAAAUACUCCAAGUGACGGCAAACCUGCGCAGCAUGACAAGACAGCAAGCGCCUGCAGUCAACAGUCAAGAUCCUUCCAGCGGUGUGAUAGCAGCUGUAUUCGAUAUUCUUUCCGAAGGAUUGCGCAGGAAGACCCGCGUUCCUCUACUGACACUCUCUUCCCUGUCGGAGGCCAUAUCAUCGACAUUUUUCUUUGGCUCCUCUGGUUAUCAAAGCGAGUGGCGUGGAGCAUUCAACAACUUGGCGAACGACGGGACCGCUUACCUGCAAACAUAUGGGGGCCAAGAUGGUCAAGUCGACGUCGAGUUCACUGCCUCGUUGUCCAUUGCCAAAAUGAUCAUGCACAGCACAAAAUACAACCAGGAAACCCUUCAUCGACUUAUACUAGAAUAUAGUUCAGAGAACUCAGGCCGUCACUUUAUGAACACGCGCGGCUGGAACAUUCUCGUUCUUGCAGCUUUGAAUCACACCAGUGCUAUUCCAGGAUCAGUGCUUAUGUCCCAUUUCUCUGCCUUUGUUUACACUUACUGCGACUCGUUGGCCUCUCUCGUUCCGGGUGCCCUUGAGACCACAAAUGCAGCUGCAACUAUCAAUCAUGGAUAUGCUGCUAUCAAAUUGUGGCUGUUACUUGAGAGAAAGCUGUCUACUACUAGCCGAGCCGGAGGGGAAGAUGCUCUCAUUCAAGUCCUUGCUAACAAUGUUUCCUCAUCCCGCAUGAUAUGGAAUGAACUAUGGCCGCCGUUCGAAAACAUCAUUCCCACCUACGUCGUGGAAGGUCAGACAUCGCCACUAGCAAGCUUGAUCUCCUCAUCCGCUGCCGACUUAUUCCUCUUCCUACGACAUUCUCGGUCGGUCAUAGGUCUAGAUACUGCAUCGCAAGCAGCAACCUUGGCUAGACUGCAAAUAUCUGGACGUACAGAAACUCCAAACAGCAAGCUUGCACGCGCCCUGCGAAGUCUGACAGAGCCUUCUCCGGCUGUUCCAUGGGAGGUUCUCGUGGAGCAAGCUACAAAUGACGUGUUAGCGGCAGAGAAACUCCAAGCAUCGGAAAUCAAACGACGGGAGAUUGGAAAAAACAACGGAGACAGACGGCGAGACUCACGAGUGGUUAGUUGA
Heterobasidion irregulare TC 32-1 is the source of this 7002-nucleotide messenger RNA. RefSeq lists its product as uncharacterized. Lineage: Eukaryota; Fungi; Basidiomycota; Agaricomycetes; Russulales; Bondarzewiaceae. Bases 1 to 7002 code for a protein of 2333 amino acids. The transcript has 23 exons. The record is from RefSeq and is a predicted model, not a curated record.